GCUUCAUUUGCAGUGUGUGGUCAACUCGUUCGUCAUCAAACAACGCUCGUCAAUAAUUUGCUGCAUGCUGCAGGUAAUAUGGGAAUUCUCCCAGACUUGACCCAUGGGCGUGGCGCGGGCUCUGGCUUGCCACUUCCUGUUCUCCUCCUUGCUGGAGUAUCGACCUUAGUAGCAGUGACUGUGAGUGGGUUGUCGAUAUGGCUGCAGCUAAGAAACUAUAGGAAGCCCCUCCUGCAAAGGAUGGUCAUCCGGAUCAUGCUCAUGGUCCCCAUUUACGCCUUGUCAUCCCUCAUUUCCCUGUUCUCAUUGGACGCAGCAUUCUUCAUUGAUGUAGUACGAGAUAUAUAUGAGGCUUUCGUCAUUUACUGCUUCUUCGUUCUUCUGCUUGAUUAUCUGGGCGGCGAGCGCUCGCUUCUUAUUCGACUCCAUGGACGACCGCCUAUCCCAGCCAUAUUUCCUGAUGUCAGCGAUCCAUACACAUUUCUCUUCAUUAAGCGAGGAAUUCUGCAGUAUGUGCAAGUCAAACCUGCGUUGGCAAUCGCCAGCCUCAUCAUGAAAGCAACUGGAACAUAUCACGAGGGUGAUUUCCGGGCACGAUCCGGGUAUCUAUAUGUUUCAAUCGUGUACAACGUGUCCAUUUGCCUUGCAUUAUAUUGCCUUGCAGUUUUCUGGAUGUGUGUAAGCGAUGAUUUGAAGCCAUUUCGUCCAGUACCAAAAUUCCUUUGUGUUAAGGGAAUUCUCUUCUUUUCAUUCUGGCAAUCCAUUGCUGUCUCAACUCUAGUUGCGGUCGGCGUCAUAACCAAACUUGGACCAUACACGGACAGCGAACACAUAUCUCUUGGACUCACCGACACUUUAAUUUGUGUCGAGAUGCCGUUCUUCGCUAUCGCGCAUAUGUACGCAUUUUCCUAUAGAGACUUUGUCAAGUCAUCCCUAUCUGCUAAAGUCUAUGUUGCACGGAUGCGCAUGGGGUAUGCCCUUCGGGAUGCAUUUGGCCUGAAGGACCUUGCUGAAGACACUAAAGCAACUUUGCGCGGUGAAGGCAUCAAUUAUCGUGCGUUCGAGCCAAGCGAGGGCGGAAUGCACGUCGGGGCAGCGAGGGAACGAAGGAUACGAGCCGGCUUGCGUUAUUCCGCAGGCGGAAAGCGGAAAUAUUGGCUCCCGGAGGUGACAGGUCUAGGAAAUGAUGGAGACGUCGUCGCUCCACUGCUCGCGGAAGAUGCAGAGGAUGUUGUUCACAUUGCACCUGACAUGCAAUAUCAGGAACAACGGCAAACUAUACGAAUGCCCGGUGAUGACAUGGACGUGGAGGACGACGAGUAUGCGCUGCACUUCAAUGAGGCACUGGCCACCGUGGAUGACUUACUCUAUGACCACGCGAAGAAGUACGUCUUUGGCGACUACGCGUACCCUGUUGUGGAUGUCAGCUCUGAAGAAGCGCGUUCUGCGAUGUGGGCCGAGGAAGAGAGAAUUGUUAGAGAAGGAGUGCACAUUGGUGUCCACGGAAAUUCCAUUGGUGCAAGCGGCAGCAGAGGCUACGGUGCAACAGACACCCGGGUUGGUCAAAUACGAGAGUGCGAUGACGGCAAGGACGAAAUGUUUGCUUCGGAAGGUGUAGGUGAUUUUGAAGAAGGCGGUCGGAGGGCAGAAGUUGAUGCAUCGAGGAAGUUGAGGUGGUUGAAUACCAGGAGUAAUGGAACCCCAUCACCAUCAAUAUCUGGCUCGUUAAGUUCAUCUGCAAGUGGAUUGGGUUCAGGAAAACAUCUACGCUCCUCAGGGCCACCAUCCCGACAUGACUCACAGACAUCUCGUGCAUCGGGCCCGAGAUUGCUUUCUGGAAGCAAUAUCAACGUCCGCGCAUCGUCCCCAUACCUUCAUUCUUCGCCUUCGCAUUCUCGAUCGAACAUUGGUACUUCAUCACCCCGCUUACUGUCUUCGGGACCACAUCCACAAGCACCCCGUUCUCCUCAUCCUCCACUCGCGGAGCCAGACGCCGUAGACCUUGUGGUGUCUACUAAUACGCUCCUGGUGCCUUCAAGCUCGCAUGCUCCUCAUACUUCACCACGCGCUACAGGCUUAAAACGUGUUUGGGAUCAGGAAGGAGAUAUCCGCGUUGAUCCUUCGACUGGGUCAGAAGUAAACGACAGGUGGUCUAAUGACCAUCGCGCCGUCCUCAGUGAUAUACGGAAGGAGGAGCGUAAUGUUCCAGAGGUGCAUGAGCCAGAGGAAGUAGUGCGUGCUGAGACGCCACCCCCAUAUGCUCGGGCUUGGACCUAUGGGAUGCAAGAGUCCAGGAGAGGACGAAGAUAAUCCGUGGACGUGAAAUCACGACCGCUCGUUAAGGUCUCAGACGCUCGACAGGCAUGCCGAGAUACCCACUCAUAACUUAUGCACGUUGUAUAACAUUCAUGUAGCACUUUUGAUUAUCAAAGGCUGUCUUUCGAAAGUGAGUUACCGGUAUGAAAUAGCUUGGUGCGAUCAUACUUAGGUUCUCGUCAAGUCUUCCCUGAUGUGCAUGGCGACAUGCUACUUCUUAGCUACUUCUGUAGUUCAAAUUCUCUUCCCCGUGUCAAGCUUUCGCAUAAUAGCCUCCUGACAAAAUAUGUCUCUGUGGUCACUUGCCGGAUAGGCAUAUUGCACGUAUGACGUCAUUCGCUUGCUUUUUUCCAUCCUACUC
This is a messenger RNA of Suillus paluster, 2677 nucleotides long. Its product is annotated as DUF300-domain-containing protein. Lineage: Eukaryota; Fungi; Basidiomycota; Agaricomycetes; Boletales; Suillaceae. The record is from RefSeq and is a predicted model, not a curated record. Gene Ontology annotation, biological process: transport. The coding region runs from base 79 to 2310 and encodes 743 amino acids. Gene Ontology annotation, molecular function: transporter activity. The transcript is spliced from 7 exons.